Messenger RNA from Sarcophilus harrisii (Tasmanian devil), 3484 nucleotides. RefSeq names its product 5-aminoimidazole-4-carboxamide ribonucleotide formyltransferase/IMP cyclohydrolase (gene ATIC). The transcript is spliced from 16 exons. Gene Ontology annotation, biological process: 'de novo' IMP biosynthetic process. Gene Ontology annotation, cellular component: cytosol. Bases 205 to 2010 code for a protein of 601 amino acids. Gene Ontology annotation, molecular function: phosphoribosylaminoimidazolecarboxamide formyltransferase activity; IMP cyclohydrolase activity. The record is from RefSeq and is a predicted model, not a curated record. Lineage: Eukaryota; Metazoa; Chordata; Mammalia; Dasyuromorphia; Dasyuridae.
UUCUCGACACUUCCGAAGCCGACACUUCCGAAGCUGCCUGGCGGCCCGCGCCGGGUUGGAUUGAUUGCCCACGUGGGAGCGCGCACGCGCCACUCACUCCGGUGGGGGCCCCCGUAGGGAGCGCACGCACCCACCUCCUGCUGCUGCUGCCGCCCUCCCCGCUGGUCCGGGCCCGAGAGAAGGAGCUCUCGCGCUUCCUGCCCGAUGGGCCCUACUUCUGCAGCCGCCGAGAUGGCCGCCCGUCAGCUAGCCUUGCUUAGUGUCUCCGACAAGACAGGACUGUUGGAUUUUGCCAAAAAUCUGAAUUCUCUUGGUUUGACGUUGGUGGCUUCUGGAGGAACCGCAAAAGCUCUUCGAGAUGCUGGUCUCACUGUUAGAGAUGUUUCUGAACUGACAGGAUUCCCAGAAAUGUUAGGAGGACGUGUGAAAACAUUGCAUCCUGCAGUACAUGCUGGAAUCUUGGCUCGUAACUCUCCAGAAGAUCAAGCUGACAUGACCAGACUUGAUUUCAGUCUUAUAAGAGUUGUUGUUUGUAAUCUAUAUCCCUUUGUGAAGACCGUGGCUUCUCCAGAUGUAACGAUAGAGGAAGCUGUUGAACAAAUUGAUAUUGGUGGAGUAACCUUACUUAGAGCUGCUGCAAAAAAUCAUGCUCGAGUGACAGUCGUAUGUGAACCAGGGGAUUAUGAAAUGGUUUCAACUGAAAUGCUCAAUUCUGAUACCAAAGAUACUACUAUGGAGACUAGAAGGCAGCUGGCAUUAAAGGCUUUUACUCAUACUGCUCAGUAUGAUCAAGCAAUAUCAGAUUAUUUCAGGAAGGAAUAUAGUAAAGGAAUAUCUCAGAUUCCUCUAAGAUAUGGAAUGAACCCUCACCAAAGUCCUGCACAGUUAUAUACAGUAAAGCCCAAACUUCCUCUUACAGUUCUGAAUGGAUCCCCUGGGUUUAUAAACCUGUGUGAUGCCUUGAAUGCCUGGCAACUAGUGAAAGAACUCAGAGAAGCUCUUGGCAUUCCAGCAGCUACCUCCUUCAAGCAUGUCAGUCCAGCAGGUGCUGCUGUUGGAAUACCACUCAGUGAGGAAGAGGCUAAAGUUUGCAUGGUUCAUGAUCUCUACAAGAGCCUUACUCCAUUGUCAACUGCAUAUGCAAGAGCAAGAGGAGCUGAUAGAAUGUCAUCAUUUGGAGAUUUUAUUGCUAUAUCUGAUGUUUGUGAUGUCACUACUGCUAAAAUCAUCUCCAGAGAGGUGUCUGAUGGCAUUAUUGCACCUGGAUAUGAAGAAGAGGCCUUGAAAAUCCUCUCCAAAAAGAAAAAUGGGAAUUACUGUGUACUUCAGAUGGACCCUGGUUACAAACCGGAUGAGGAUGAAAUUCGAACUCUUUUUGGAUUACAUCUAAGUCAGAAGAGGAAUAAUGGUGUAAUUGACAAGUCAUUAUUUAACAGUAUUGUUACAAAGCAUAAAGAUUUGCCCGAGUCUGCUGUCAGGGACCUCAUUGUAGCUACAGUUGCUGUCAAGUACACUCAGUCCAAUUCAGUGUGCUAUGCUAAGAAUGGUCAGGUAAUUGGUAUUGGAGCAGGUCAGCAAUCUCGAAUACAUUGUACUCGGCUUGCAGGAGAAAAGGCAAAUAAUUGGUGGCUUAGACAUCACCCCCAAGUGCUUUCAAUGAAAUUUAAAGCUGGAAUAAAGAGAGCAGAAAUCUCUAAUGCUAUUGAUCAAUAUGUGACUGGCACCAUUGGUGAGGAUGAUGAUUUGGUUAAAUGGGAAGCGAUGUUUGAGGAAGUUCCUAAACUUUUAACUGAGGUAGAAAAGAAGGAAUGGAUUGAUUCAUUAAAACAAGUGUGUCUCAGCUCCGAUGCCUUUUUCCCUUUUAGGGAUAAUGUAGACCGAGCUAAGAGGAGUGGUGUAGAGUUUAUUGUGGCUCCCUCCGGUUCAGCUGCUGACCAGAUUGUGAUUGAGGCCUGUGAUGAGCUUGGAAUAACACUCAUUCAUACAAAUCUUCGACUAUUUCAUCAUUGAUUCUGACGCAUACUUUUAUGUAUUAUUUGCAAAAAUGUAUCAUGAAUUAUUGUGGACACUCAUGAUAGUCAUGAAAAAUUUUAAUGGAUAUCUUUUAAAAACAAAUUUUAAUGCUUUAUCUUUUUUGGCGUUUUGAAAAAUUAUAGUAAGAAAGCAUUAUCAAAGAAAUUAAAUCAUGAAUAAGUUUCAUAUCUUUAAUUUCAUCUUUGAGGACUGAGCUGCUGCUGUAUGUGAUCUCUAUUGUAUAUCUUCAUGUAAAAAUAUAUGUUUCAGCUAUUCGGAAAGCCAUCUAUGUAUACUUAUUUGAACACAGUUAAGAAGUAAGCAAAGUAUCAGCAAAGGGGCAUGUUACAAAUUCUGUAUUUUCCCUUCAGGCACUUACUCAGAUUUUAUUUAAUCUUUAUUUUAUAUCCAAAUAGAUUACAUGUUUGUGUUUUCAGACACUAACACAUCUAACAGAUGUGGUCAUUUGAUUUUUAAGGUCCCAGGAAAUUUGAAAAAGCAAAUUAGAAUCAACUAUACCAGAGGUAAGCUUACUCUCCCAUUCAAAAGAAAAAAUUGCCAUUUUGGUAACCUGUCUGUUGAAAUAGUUAUAUCUCCUUGUAUUCUUUUUUCACUCUCCCCCUGUCCUUUUUCAAAGGCAAAGAGAAAAAUGUCACCUAAACUUGCCAUUUGAUAGGGUAUCCAUCACCUGAAGAGUGAUUGUAUAUUCACUCCAAAAUAAAGUGUGAAAACAGUAAUAACUAAAGAGUGAUAUGAUAAUUAGGCAUAUAGAGAAAAAAUGGGCCUCAUUAGGCAGUCCCAGUGCUGCUUCAGACCCAAGUUGACCUUCCUUUGUGAUAGUUUUCAUCUAGCUCUCUUGGGUAAACCCUUUGGGUCCUCUGAAUGGACUUUCUGUAGAGAUAUCUACAAAUGGAUGAUAGCAAUAAGAUGUUUCUGUUUCUGUGCUUUUUAAGACUUGGACACAUUUCUUACUGGCAUAUAUCUAAAUAGUUUGCUUAGAGUACAGACAAAAAGAAGACAACCUGAGAUUUUUCACAAAAUUAGUAAUGAAAUUAACAAUAUUUUAGUUUUGUGUUUUUAAAUGGAGACUUUUGAUUUCAUUGGUGUAGAAAACUCCCAUUGAAGAUUCUGCCAAUGUGGAAUGGCAAUUGUUUUGGAACUUAAGAGUAUUAGAACCUUUCUGAGGUACUGAUAAGUCAAGUGACUUGACCAGGAUCAUGUGCCUACUGUAAUAUUAAGACUUGAAUCAUUGUCUAUCACUUAGAAGCCUUCUCAACAUCUGCUGUGCUGAGAUGUAUUUAAUAAACGCUUUUUCAUGAUUUAUCCUUUUAAAAACAACUUUACCGGUAUGGAAACAAUGCUGAGGUUCUACUGAAGUUGAUUGAUAUCUUUUUUCAAAUUGAUUCAGCUCAAAUGUAUCUUGAAUUAUUGAAUUAUCUUAGCACUCUAUAAACAUUUUCUUUUGAUUCGG